GGGAAGGGGCGGGCGCGGGAGCAGCCCGGGGCCAGAGAGGGAGCCCGAAGCCAGGCGGUCUCCAGCCAUGUCCGACGAGGCGUCGGCCACCACUUCGUACGAGAAGUUUCUAACCCCCGAGGAACCCUUCCCUCUUCUGGGACCCCCUCGCGGGGUGGGCACCUGCCCGAGCGAGGAGCCAGGUUGCCUGGACAUCAGCGACUUUGGCUGCCAGCUGUCCUCUUGUCAUCGCACCGAUCCGCUCCACCGCUUUCACACCAACAGGUGGAACUUAACUUCUUGUGGAACAAGUGUUGCCAGCUCGGAAUGCAGUGAGGAGCUGUUUUCAUCAGUUUCUGUUGGAGAUCAAGAUGACUGCUAUUCCCUGUUAGAUGAUCAAGACUUCACUUCUUUUGAUUUAUUCCCUGAGGGGAGUGUCUGCAGUGAUGUCUCUUCUUCUAUUAGCACAUACUGGGAUUGGUCAGAUAGCGAGUUUGAAUGGCAGUUACCAGGCAGUGAUAUUGCUAGUGGGAGUGAUGUACUUUCUGAUGUCAUACCCAGUAUUCCGAGUUCACCUUGCCUGCUUCCUAAAAAGAAAAACAAGCACCAGAAUUUAGAUGAACUUCCUUGGAGUGCAAUGACAAAUGAUGAGCAGGUGGAAUAUAUUGAGUAUCUGAGUCGUAAAGUCAGUACGGAGAUGGGUCUUCGGGAGCAACUUGAUAUUAUUAAAAUAAUUGAUCCUUCUGCUCAAAUCUCCCCUACAGACAGUGAGUUUAUUAUUGAGCUUAACUGUCUCACAGAUGAAAAACUGAAGCAGGUCAGAAACUAUAUCAAGGAGCAUAGCCCUCGCCAGCGGCCUGCAAGAGAGGCCUGGAAGAGAAGCAACUUUAGUUGUGCGAGCACCAGUGGAGUGAGCGGUGCCAGUGCCAGCGCCAGCAGCAGCAGUGCCAGCAUGGUCAGUUCUGCAAGCAGCAGUGGGUCCAGUGUUGGAAACUCUGCUUCAAACUCCAGUGCCAACAUGAGUCGAGCACACAGUGACAGCAACUUGUCUGCAAGUGCAGCAGAGCGGAUUCGGGAUUCAAAAAAGCGAUCCAAGCAGCGGAAAUUACAGCAGAAGGCCUUACGCAAGAGGCAGCUGAAAGAGCAGAGGCAGGCUCGGAAGGAGAGGCUCAGUGGGCUCUUCCUCAAUGAAGAAGUGCUGUCCUUGAAAGUGACUGAGGAAGACCACGAAGCAGAUGUAGAUGUUUUGAUGUAAUAAGGGUGAAUCUGUCAGCAUUCUUUCUAAGCAUUAAAAUAUUUUAUCUUUUAUUUGUUUACAUGCAUCUUUACCAAACUUUUGGUUAGGGCUGUGCUGAUAUACCAUUAAUAAUUUAGGCCAGUGGUUCUCAGGAGGUGGUCCCUGGACCAGCAGCUUCACCAUCACCUGAGAAGUUAAAAAGGCAUCCUACCAGGUCCCAUCCCAGAUGCAGUGAAUCAGAAACCCUGGGGGAGGGGCCCAGCAUUGUGUUUUAACAAGCACCAGGUUUUUCUGCUGCACGCUCUACUUUUAAGAACCACUAAUUUAGUAAAUGUUUUACUACUUAGACUUUAGGGUGGCUAAGUGGGCUUUUUCAAGAACUAGUACUUUUACAGUUUAGCAGAUUUCAAGGUACUGCUGACGAGUAGCUUCUUAUGUCAGUAUAGGUACAUAUGUCAAGAUCAUAAUUUAGUUUUUCUUCUGAAUGUUACAGUUUCUUAGUUUGCUUUUUCUAAAGGGCCAUAGUAUAAUUCUCAAUUCCUAGUGCAAAUCUUUUUUUGAGGUUGUGGGCGUGGGGUGUGGAUUGCUGUUUACAAUAGUGCCUUCAUUAAGUUUAGUUUUGUUUUCAUUUAUUAUUAACUCAAAGGUGUAAAAAUAGGCCCUAAUGUCUUUCCUGUUAGGUUUGUUUCUGGUUUUCACUUUAUGUAAAUUCAGAAUCCUUUCUGUAAGUGAUGACUACUGAGGAAAUAACGUUAGUAGUAUCUUAACUUUAGACUUGAUGCUAUAUUAAUAUUCAAAUGGAGAAAACUAAGCAAAACAGCCAAUUCUGCUUUUCCACUGCUUUCUGAAAUUUUAGGCUGUGAAACUGUCUCUCUUAAGUUCUUUUUGUAAGUCACUUUUUUUUCCAGCACAGCUCUAAUUUUUAAAUAUUUGGUAUAACAGCUUCUGGCAUGUGAACAGGCUAAUGUUCAAAGUUAACUAAAGAAAACCCUUACAGUUCUCCUAAACUUCUGUAUAAAUCACAAGAAAUACACAGAGCAGUGAGAUAUAGAAGAAAAGCCUUAGCUUGUUGGCUAUUAAUAGAAGUCUUGUUUUAGAUGUGAAAUCAUGAAGUUUCUUUAUUUUCAUGGAGAGUUUGUUAUCAUGAACAUUAGAAGUAGUGUGAUUUCUUUUCUUUUACCACAUGUCUUUAAACAUUCACAUGGGUUAAAGAAGAUGGAAACUGAUACUACUGACAAUCAAGCUGCUUUCUGACUUUCGUAAUUUUCUUUUUAUUGUGGAUAACUUUUGGGAGGUAAUCAUGAUUCUGUAGGAGGAGCUGUAAUCAAUAUUUUUUAAAACUCUAGAGUCAGGUUAUGUGAUAGGAUCUUUACUUUUUUAAACUAUCAUAUCAAGUGACUUAUUAAGAAAAAGAUUAAUGACUUAAAUUUUUAAUUCUCAGUUGAUAUAAAGGCUUUUAACCUUUGCUUACAAUCAUGUGUUUUAAAAUUUUGAUUUGCUUUAGUUCCUUAAAGGUUAAAGAAUGGAAACUGAGGGUAAAAAUUGAUGUAUUGCAGCUUUGCUUAGGUCUGUGGUAUGGUUUUAAGAUUUUGAAGACUACUAAAUUCAUACUUUAAAAUUUUGCUAAAACAUAAAAGUAUGUGUGUGUGGUCUUCAGUUGAAGUGCUCCCUCUGACUUUCCUCUUACUCUUUCUUUGAUGCUCCUAACUGGCUUAGAGGGCCCAAAGAGAGCUUGUGGAUAGACCUCAGAAUACUCUGAGGAAGGUGGAAAGGGUCAACUUCAUUGUAUCUUCCCUUCCAAGUCUAGGAAGAGUAAAUGGAGAGAAGAGCAAAUGCAGCUGAAUUCUCUCCCUGCUCUUAGCAAAAGCAAAAAUCCAGAGAAUGACUUGUCUGUUCUUUUCCCAGGAAAACAGGCCACUUCUGGAGACCAUAGAGUAACAUUUAUUUGUUAAGUACUUGGAAACAAUUGACAAUGACCAGUAAACGAAAAUCCUAACAGGGUCAUGAUACAGUAAGACCAAUUUUUUCACUCUCCCAACAGUCACAUAGUCUUCUUACCUUAGAUUUAACUUAAGUCACUAUUAAACAAGUUUACCAAAACACCACAAAGCCAAUUUUAAAAGUUUAUAAAGAUUUGAGUGUUUAUAGUAAAGUAUACAAUGAGAUUUUGUAUAAAUCUAGAUGUCAUGUCUUUACUGUAAACUAGAGAUUUCCCAUAAAGUAGGUUUGAAGGAGACUGAUUAAAAGUAAAAAAUUAAAACAAGUUGGCUUGUUUGUGAUAUGGAAGAGGGAGAUUAUAAAGUCUCUCUCCAUCUCCUCCCCC
Molecule: messenger RNA, 3539 nt
Organism: Hyaena hyaena (striped hyena)
Lineage: Eukaryota; Metazoa; Chordata; Mammalia; Carnivora; Hyaenidae
Gene: FAM199X
Product: family with sequence similarity 199, X-linked
Exons: 6
Coding region: 68-1234 (388 amino acids)
Source: RefSeq, a predicted model, not a curated record